Molecule: messenger RNA, 873 nt
Organism: Papaver somniferum (opium poppy)
Lineage: Eukaryota; Viridiplantae; Streptophyta; Magnoliopsida; Ranunculales; Papaveraceae
Exons: 2
Coding region: 6-839 (277 amino acids)
Source: RefSeq, a predicted model, not a curated record
UGCAAAUGAAACACCCUUAUUCACGGCCCCCCGUCGUCCCUGCUGGUAACCCAAAUGUUGCAGCGGUAAUUGUUGAUGUCCAGGAUGUGGUUAAAGCAUUGAAAAGCUUCCCGAAAGGAACAUCAUGUGGGAGGGACGGUUUCCGAUCUCAACACUUGCUAGAUGCAACGAAUGGCGCUGCGUCUGUGGCAGAUGAGUUAUUGUCGUACAUCACCGGAGUAGCAAACCUGUGGAUUGAUGGCCAAUGCCCACUAGCUCUCGGAGAGUACAUUUCCAGCGCACCAUUAACACCUCUCCUUAAACCUGGUGGUGGUAUUCACCAGAUCGCAGUAGGUACGAUAUGGAGGCGUUUAUACUCUAAACUGGCAGCAUCUGCAGUGCUUAAAUAUAUGACUAGUUACCUCGGAAAACAUCAGUUUGGAGUUGGCACACCAUGCAGAGGAGAAGGUAUUUUACACUCGGUGAAUCGGCUUUUAGAAUUGAAAGAUGAUGGGACACUGGUUGGAGAGACGACGGAAGUGGCAAAAUCUCUUCAAAUCAUACGAGAAGAAGGACCUGCAAGAGGCCUGCAGCUGAACAUACAGAAGACAGAGAUCUUUUGGCCACACCCUGACCCAAGAUGCAAUGAUGUUUUCCCAUCUGCUAUAGGCAUGCCAGAGACCAGUGUCAGUUUGAUCGGUGGUCCAGUAAGUCUCAAUGACGAGUUCUGCAGUAAUAUCAUCCAAUAUCAUGUAGACAAGACGCUGCAUCUGAUGGACUGUGUCAAGAAGCUCCGAGAUCCCCAAGUAGAGCUCCUACUACUUCGAUACUGCGCUAAAGUUUCAAAGUUAUACUUUUAAACGCGUACAACGAGACCAAAAUGCAUGCAGGCAG